UUCCAUGGAAAUGUGUGGUGUACGUGCAUUCCACCGAUUUAACACCGACUUCGGAUGGGAAAUUCCUAGAGUGGAAUUUCCGGGCAGGAGAGGAGAAAUGCCGGGAGAAUAUGAGAUUUCACUCUCUCUGUAGCUUUAGUGGAAGAUCGAUAGACUUUCUCUCUCUUCACUAUUUUCUCUCUCCAGCUCCGCUUUCACCACUGACACAAACUUUCUCCUGGCUGCUGCUGCUGCGCCCCACUCCACACUCCUCUCUCUCUCCAUUCCAACUUUCACUACUCGAAAACUACGCCUACUACAACUCUCACCCACCACGCCAAAAAAAAUCAACUAAUCACAAUGACGUCUUCCAACUAACCCAAAAACCAUCAGCACAAAAACAAUCAAACGAAAUGAAAACCAACCUGGUGCCUACAAUUUUCUCAUAUUUUUGUAUUUGUUGUACUAUUUUUAUCAGUAGAGAAACUCCGGUCGUCGUGCUGGGAGAAGUGCAGCAGGGGAUAUCCAAACAGAUACUGGAAAACUGGGCCUCAAAAUUCGGCGGCCCCCUGUUCGAGUUUGGCAGGAGCGUCACGAAAUAUAAUGAGCUCCAGGGGCGCUUCUCCUCCCCCUCCUCCUCCUCGCCCACCUCCAUCCGGCGGAUCGAGCUGGACAAGCUCAUCACGGAUAUAACCUCCGAGAUGAACACUGCUCUAAAAGAGAAAGUCGAGGCCGUCAGGAAAAUCAUGCUCUUCACGGAGGAACGCUCCCUGGAGCACCACACCCGGACCACCCCCCCACCCAUCCCACAAACUUACUACAACGCCAAAAAACUCAACCGUGACGGUCGCUCCGACCCUCGUGAACUAUUCCACGUGGUGAACCUCACCUUCAACGCCCACUUCGGAGCCGCCGUGAACACGAGCUUCAGCUCGAUCCAUGUGCCAACGUCGAUUUAUGAGAAGAAAACCCCCCUCUUGGAAGCCAUCGGGUGGACCUCCCAGAUGGACUCGACUUUUGAAUCUAAUUAUCAGACGAAUCCUACCUUGUCCUAUCAAUAUUUCGGCUCUGCGACGGGGUUCCUGAGGCAGUAUCCAGCGGGGAAGUGGCCCAAUGAGAAUGGAAUAAGGACUAAUCCGGACUUGUACGACGCCCGCACCCGGCAAUGGUACGUCUCUGCGGCGACCUCCCCGAAAAACAUGGUCAUCCUCCAGGACAUUUCCGGCUCCAUGACCGGGCUGAGAAGAGAAAUUGCCAAACAUGUCGUUAGCACAAUUCUCGACACCCUCACGGAAAAUGAUUACGUCAAUGUUUACAGUUUCGCAGAGGACUGCACCCCCGUGGUGCCCUGUUUCACUGGAAAACUGGUCCAAGCCAACCUGGAGAACAUCCGUGAUUUCAAGGACGGCCUGGACGGGGACCACACGACCGGCGUGGCCAAUUUCUCCGCCGCUCUCAACACGGCGUUUGAUAUUUUAGAAAAACACCUGCCUCCGAAUGCCCCCGCGGAGAGUACCUCCUCUUGUAAUCAAGCAAUCAUGAUAAUAACGGACGGCUCUCCGUACAAUUUCGAGGAGAUUUUUAAACAACGCCAAAAUCGAGAGUACUCUGCGAGGAUUUUCACUUAUCUCAUCGGGAGGGACGUCACGGAUAAGAGGGAGGUCAUGUACAUGGCUUGUGCCAAUAAUGGCUACUACACCCACGUCUCGACCCUCUCCGAAGUCCAGGAGCAGGUCCUCAAAUACAUCCCCGUCAUGGCCAGGCCCCUCGUGCUCUACAACAACCACUCCAUCGCCUGGACCUCCGUGUACGCCGACGUCGCUGAACCCCAAUAUUCCGACUGGACGUGGGACGAGGACAACUCCCGUCGUCAAUACCUCCGGUCCUCCCGUUACAAAAACUUCCUCCGUGCAAACUACCACCAAAAUGGAUUCAUGAAAGGCGGACUGAAAGACCAAGACGAAGAGGAAAUCGAACAAUCCCUGAGGGACUUCCUCGAUGAGAAAAUUGAUGAAGGUGGUGAGGCGGUCUUGGUUUUGCCUGUUAGUGCCAAAAAGCUCUCUGAAAAAAUUAACAGGAUUGUGCAUGAGCCAAAUCUCCUGAGUGAAAAGCAGAAAAAGGACUUUCACUUUGUCAUCACGGCGAGCGUCCCGGUUUUCGACACGAGGAAUGUGUCCAGCGAGGGGUCCCGCAUCGCCUCCCUCCUCGGCGUGGCCGGCACGGACAUCCCGAUCCGCGAGCUCCACAAAAUAGCCUCCCCCUUCAAACUAGGAGUCAACGGCUACUCCUUCCUCACGAACAACAACGGCUACGUGAUUUACCACCCGGACCAUCGCCCAAUAUUCAGAGAUGAAUUACUCAAACCUAACUAUAACACGGUGGACAUGAUGGAAGUCGAGUUGAUGGACGGGGAUGAGGCGGGGGUCGUCAGGAAUAAUUAUUCCAAAGUUGUGGAGCUCCGCCAAGAAAUGAUCGAGCUCGACCGGGGCUACCGGACAUUAAACGUAAAGGUCCACCAGGAUGGAUUCCGCCGCGUAACAUUGCGCCCCCAAAAAUACGAGUUCUCCCACCUAAAAUCCACCCCUUACACCCUGACCCUCUCCGUCCCCGCCCACCUCCACCAAUUCCACGGCCAGAUGGAGCUCUACCUCGAAAAGGACCAGGAACUCAUAACUUUCUUCGGCCCUCCAACGGAACCCCGGCGCUGGUCGAUUAAUCCAACCUGGUCCUACUGCGAGUACAUCCGCGGAGGGGCGGAUUUCGGUGGGAACAAGGAGGAUCAGCUGGUACAUUUCUUGAAAAGGAUUGAAAAAGCGAAGAAAGCGUGGAAGUGGAAAAACACGGGGGUUGGGAUUAAACAGAGGCAUGGCAACAAGGGGAAAGUGUUGGAUGGGGAUAUCUAUGAGUGCGAUCGAGAUUUACUACAAUCCCUCGCCUUCGACGCCAACGUAACAGAGGUCUUUACCGAAAAGAAAUUAUGGAAAAUCAAUCGAGAAGACAACCCCAUUGCAUUAUUGUUCGCUCUAAUGCCCAGGAAAUUAAUCGAGCUGAACGGGGCGAGUUUGGCUUUUAUCGCGACACGGUCGGGUCUCACGAGGUGGAUCGAUUUUGAAAAGAAAUCGAGUCAGCAACAGCCACCAGAACUAAUUGAGAGCCCCCCCAUCUCCCCCACGGCAACGGACUCCAUCUGGUACAAACGGGCCGUGGAACGGUACUUACUGGACCCAGAUUCCUUCGUAUUUUCCGUGCCCUUUAACUCUGGGGGUAACGCUGGAAACGUAAAAAACGACACCAAAGUCACGGCCACGAGGGCAGUGUUCGUAACUAACAAAGAAGGCUUGUCCGCACCCGUGGCAGUGGUCGGAGUGCAGUACAAACAUGAAGAGUGGGCCGCGAGGUUCUUCGAUAUCACCUCAACGUGCGUGGAAUCCAGCUCCACGGCUGGUGGAAACUCCCGACCCGGCCACUUAUCAUCUAACUACGUCGAUGGGAACUGCAAGAAAACGUGUGAAUCCGGAGAGUACGAUUGUUAUGUCCUGGAUGACAAUGGGUUCGUCUUGAUCAGCGAGAAGAGGGGGGAGACUGGCCGCUUCUUCGGUGAAAUCGACGGGAUGGUGAUGGAGAUGCUCGUUAAUUCCGAUGUUUACAAGCGUGUCCGGAUAGUCGACCACCAAGCCGUCUGCUUCCAACCCGUUAAUAAAGCCAGUUGUGGUGUUAAGACCUCCCCCCCACACUCCCCCCAUCUCCCCUCCCUCCUCUCCACAUUCCUCACCACCCUCCUCACGACCCUCCUCACCUCAGUCACCACCAGCCUCACCUACCUCCACACUCUGACCCAGGCCUACACGGACCCCGCUGAUCAAUACGCCAUCGUGGAUGAAGGGACCUCCGAUACUCUCCACCCCUUCCUGGAACUGGCCUCGAUCAACAAAACCCGGCUACGCCCCUGCGACAAGGAAACGUUCCUUUACACUUAUGGAGCGAGUUACAACACUUUCAACUUUUCCUAUCAUGGAUUGUUGACUAAAUGUGGGCACUCGAGUGGGUGUGAUGGCUACUUCAACGUUCACUUCAUCCCCCACACGAACCUAAUCCUGGUGGUGACCGAUGGAAAAUGCCGCUGCGGGGGGAUGAACACGACCACGGUGAAACUCCGAGAGGUCGACUACCCCCCGAUCCCCCAGGACAACGACGUUUCCUGCUCCCAAGGCCUCCUCGCGAGACAAGGUUUAUUUCGAGAAAGACCCGCCGACGGCGCAUGCGUCAGAUACAACGCGAAUGAGAUGGAAAUGGAUUGUGGGGGGGUGGGGAGAUUAGGGGGUGUGUUUGGGUUUCUGGGAACAUUUAUUGUGGGGGUGGUUACUAUGAUAAUGGGGUGAGAUUAUUGUGGGGGUGGGGUUGAGUGGGAGGAGGAGUGAGAAUUGACAAUAAUAAAAUUUAAAAAUUUUGUGAA
Molecule: messenger RNA, 4432 nt
Organism: Folsomia candida
Lineage: Eukaryota; Metazoa; Arthropoda; Collembola; Entomobryomorpha; Isotomidae
Product: voltage-dependent calcium channel subunit alpha-2/delta-3
Exons: 24
Coding region: 111-4358 (1415 amino acids)
Cellular component (GO): voltage-gated calcium channel complex
Molecular function (GO): voltage-gated calcium channel activity
Source: RefSeq, a predicted model, not a curated record